GCUUCCGGCCCGGCCGAGCUGAGCGCGGCCCUGCCCGGCCGCGGCCUCGGCCCCGGCCCCGCGCUCCUUCGGGGCCCUUCCCUUCUCCGGCUGUCCCCCCUCGGCUCCCGCCCUCCCUCGGCUCUCCAGGGCACAGCCACAAGGUCUGGGGGCUCGUUCUUGCCCCCGAGGUUGCGGGCGCUGCCAGGCCCGAGUUGGUGGCCUUGAGACCUUCGCGGCCUGAGGAGGCUGGCAAGGCAGGUUUGGUGCCCGGGGCGUGCGUUGUGGUUUAUAGGAGUUAAAAUACAGCCUGCAGAAACACACUGCCCAGCCCUGGAACGGACUUGGCACCGAGAACCUUGGCGGGCUUUUGGUGUGGGUUUUUCCUUUAUCUAAUAGAAAGGAUUACUGUUUCCAGAGGUUUUUUUUUUUUUUUUUUUUUUUUUUUUUUUUGUCAAAACGUCCUGAAAACUGAAACGUUUCAGCGAAGGCCUAUGGAGCCACGAGGGAUUGUCAAAGCCUUUCCCAAGAGGAAGAAGGUGAGGGAUGACUCAGAGAAAAGCAUCCCUGCAAAGAUCCCGAAAGAGCAAGGAACAGAGAUACCUGAGGCAGAGUGGCUGAAACCAGUCAUCGCCUACGUGCUGCAAGCCGGCAUUGGCCAGGCCAGGGCCGAGAUCUUCCGCAGGCAGAUUGUGCAGAACGGGGGUGUGGUUCACAGCCAGCUCUCCUCGGAGGUGACACACGUCAUUGUGGCCGAGGACAUGGACUGCGACCGUGCCUUCCGGCUCCUCAGGCUAACCAAGCUGCCCCCGGGGCCGCAGCUGGUGAAGGCAGCCUGGCUUAGUGCUUGCAUUAGAGACCAGAAGCUGCUGAGUACUGCUGGCUAUGGUGUCUUUAUCCCUCACAGGUACCUGGAGGAGGAGGAAUUCCACAAAGAACAGCAACAGAUCCGGGACAGAGAAAAAAUGCAGCCCCCAGCAGAGGAGGGAGCAGUGAAACUGAGUACUGAAGCACAGGUGGAGGAUUCCUCACAGCGAGGCUCAGGCACCCUUGGACAGCAGCGACUGGCUGAGAAAUACUCUGAUGAUGAGGACAGCGAAGGAGAAGAUGCUGGUGUCACCCAGGGAGACCUGGAAGCAUUGAUUUCUGGCCGCUACCCUGUGAAAUCAUCAGAGGAGAUCAGUAAGAGCUCUGACACAGUGGCCCAGCCUCCCAGCAAGUGGGUUUGUGCCCAGUCUUCCAACACCAAGAAGGAAAAUCACAACCAGUGCAUCACAGAGAAGCUGGAAGUGCUGGCAAAGGCUUACUCUGUCCAGGGGGACAAGUGGAGAGCUCUGGGCUACUCCAAAGCAAUCAAUGCGCUCAAGAGCUACCACAAACCAGUCACCUCCUACCAGGAAGCCUGUAAAAUCCCUGGCAUUGGGAAGAAGAUGGCAGAGAAGAUCCUGGAGAUCUUGGAGAGUGGGCACCUGCGCAAGCUGGAUCACAUCAGUGAAAGUGUGCCUGUGCUGGAGUUAUUUUCCAGCAUCUGGGGAGCAGGGGUCAAGACAGCUCAGAUGUGGUACCAGCAGGGUUUCCGGACGCUGGAUGACAUCCGCAGCAAGGCCACUCUGACCAGCCAGCAGGUUGUGGGGCUGAAGCACUACAUGGAUUUCCUGGAGCGCAUGCCUCGGGAGGAAGCUGCAGAAAUAGAGCAGACUGUCAGACAAGCUGCCCUGGCCAUCAAGCCUGGCCUCGUGUGUGUUGCCUGUGGCUCCUACCGUCGGGGGAAGGCCACCUGUGGAGAUGUGGAUGUGCUGGUCACUCACCCGGAUGGGCAGUCUCACCGUGGGGUGUUCAGCAAGCUGCUCAGCAGCCUCCGCAGGAGCGGCUUCCUCACGGAUGACCUGGUGAGUCAGGAGGACAACGGUGAUCAGCAGAAGUACUUGGGCGUGUGCCGCCUGCCCGGGUCAGCGCAGCGUCACCGCCGGCUCGACAUCAUCGUGGUGCCGUACCGGGAGUUCGCCUGUGCCCUGCUCUACUUCACGGGCUCGGCUCACUUCAACCGCUCCAUGCGCGCCCUGGCCAAGACCAAAGGCAUGAGCCUGUCGGAGCACGCGCUCAGCUCGGCCGUGGUGCGAGGCCCUGGGGGUGCCAAGGUGGCACCUGGCCAUACUCUGCCCACCCCCACCGAGAGAGAUGUCUUCAUUCAGCUGGGGCUGCCUUACCGGGAGCCCUCUGAACGGGACUGGUGAUGCCUGCUUGUCACCAUGGGCUAGCUGCUGUGCUGCUGCUUUGAAGGAUCUGAUUUCCCCAGUAGUGGAAAGGCUCUGUGAUGCCUGCAGGCUGAGGAAUAUAUCCCACCAAACUGGGGCUCCUUGCAAGCGUGAGGCCUGGCUGCUGGGCAGAGCUGUGUGGCUUCCUCAGCAGAGGCUGUGGGCUGGAACCACACUGGAAGUGCUCUCUUGGUGUGGCUACCAAAAGGGCUCACUGCCCAUCAGCUACCCUGGCUCUGCUCUCCCCAGCUUUGGAAGACUGGGUUGCAGAACCUUGUGAUCCAGCCCCUGACAGUGCUUGGGAAUAAAGGAAGUGGGAUGCAUCUUCCUCUGGAUCUGACCACUGACACUGAAAUUUCUGUUCUGAGCUGUGAAUGGAGGUAGCAGAGGUCUGGCUUGGUUCUGUGACUGGCCCUCCUCCUCACUACUGCUGACAGUUGCUACUGCAGGAGUCUCAAGGGGUUAACCUGUGCUGCUGCUGUGUCCUUCUGUCUGAGCUGAUGUGUCCUUUGAUGGGUCCCAUUGCACAGGGCCAGGCUGCUGUUACUGCCACCAGCUUUCUCUGGUGCCAGCUAAGCCUUGAAAGAGACGUAGGGACCUGAGGUGCUGUACCUGCUUGCUCCCAGCCUUGUGUUCUGAGGAUCCUCCAGAUUUACUCAGAGCCCUGGUGUGGCCCAAGACCUUCUUUCUUGGUGCAGGAGAGGAGCAGAGCUCACAGCUUGGGGAGCUGUGCUCAAGAGGGAUUUGAAUGUAAUGGCACUGAAUGUAACCCAGCAGCGCUGUGCGUCUGUCUGUAGGAGGCAUGGAGACAGAGAGAAGCACAAGGAGAUAGUUAAGUUGUAACUGGGGCAAAGCAAAACGUUUUCCCUUUUUUUUUUUUUUGUGUGGAAGCCAUGGAGUCAUCUGGUCUUUGAUCAGGGAAAGUGUGUGUGUUUGUGUCUACAUGUGCACAGGGCUGGUCCCACCAGUUCCAUGGGAGUGAAUUUUAUUUCUCAGGAAACCUCAACUGUUUUAUAUUGUGAAGAUGAAUUUCCCAGGGACAUUGAGUCCUCUGUCUGUUACAGGUAUUGCAGUGGUUGCUUCUGGCAGAGGUGACAUGGUGGGCGUUUCUGUGCCAGAACCCCAAGGCUCUUGCUCCCUUGUGGGGAAUCUUGCUCUGUCAGGUACAGUGACAAAGCUGCGUGUUUGCUGCUAGGGCAGGCGCAAACCAGGUGGGUUUGCCCAGUUCCUGUGGCUGCUGGGCACCAGCAGGGCUGGGGCUUUGCUGGGGUGGCCCACACCUCAGCAGUGGCAUUUGCCAACCCAGCCUUUCUGCUGGACACCUGGGGGAAAUGAAUGUCUUUUGGCAUGUCUUGGUGCUUUGAAAUUUGAAGUGUAAUAAAUAAAUAAAUCCCUUCUCUCUUUUC
Messenger RNA from Haemorhous mexicanus (house finch), 3640 nucleotides. RefSeq names its product DNA polymerase lambda (gene POLL). The record is from RefSeq and is a predicted model, not a curated record. Gene Ontology annotation, molecular function: DNA-directed DNA polymerase activity; DNA binding. NCBI's taxonomy places the organism in Eukaryota, Metazoa, Chordata, Aves, Passeriformes, Fringillidae. The coding region runs from base 474 to 2213 and encodes 579 amino acids. Gene Ontology annotation, cellular component: nucleus. The transcript is spliced from 9 exons. Gene Ontology annotation, biological process: double-strand break repair via nonhomologous end joining.